This is a messenger RNA of Branchiostoma belcheri (Belcher's lancelet), 11159 nucleotides long. Its product is annotated as nesprin-1-like. The transcript has 65 exons. The record is from RefSeq and is a predicted model, not a curated record. Gene Ontology annotation, biological process: nuclear migration. Gene Ontology annotation, molecular function: actin filament binding. The coding region runs from base 93 to 11159 and encodes 3688 amino acids. NCBI's taxonomy places the organism in Eukaryota, Metazoa, Chordata, Leptocardii, Amphioxiformes, Branchiostomatidae. Gene Ontology annotation, cellular component: cytoplasm; meiotic nuclear membrane microtubule tethering complex; nuclear outer membrane.
CUGGCAAACAAAGCAAAAACUUACAUCUGGAUUCAGCAAACAGUAUGAAGCCAAACUUCUCCUAAUGUUGACAGAAGACAAUUAUCACAGAAAUGAUCACCAGGUGGGAGGCAAUAGUGGAGCAGACCCGGCGGUGGCAGUGGAAGAUGGACAGCCGGCUCCCCCAGCCACUGGGGCACAUUGCCACCUGGCUUCACAAGGGCGAGGACAUGGUCAACAGGACAGCAGCAACCAAGGAUGGGCACGAGGAGACAGCCAAUGAGAUCCUCAGGAUGCUUCAAGAACAUAAGGCAUACUUCAAGGAUCUAGACAAGUACACCCAAGCAUUCCAAGAUGUCAAAGCAGUAGGGAGGGUGAAAGGGGAGACAAUUCCACAGGAACAAGUCAAGGACCUGGAUGGCAGGUUGAUUAAACUUGCAUCUGAUUCACAACAUAGGUUCAUCCAGCUCCAGUACUUGGAGUACAAGUACCGGCUGCUGGCAUUCCUCGUCAUGGGGGAGACCAAACUCAAGUCUUGGACCAUCAAGUAUGGCAAACAGGAACAUGUGGAACAGCUACUCAAGAACUAUAUGGAGUUCAUUCACAAGAAGAAGUUCUUUGAGACAUAUGACUCAACCUCAGCCUAUCUGAAGAGAGUGGCAGAAGCCUACCUUGCAGAUGAAAUUCCAGCUGAGGAAAAGGAGAAAGUUCGUAAGUUCCUGAGUGACAAGGCUGCCCAGUGGAAGAACUUGUCAGUGGAGAUCAGGAGUGUGAAGACCAUGCUGGAGGAGGUGAUUGACAAGUGGAAGAAGUACAACGAGUGUGUACAGCUCCUACAGGACUGGCUGGAGAAGUCUGAGGCCAUGGCUGGCAAGCCUAAUGAUGUCAAGAAGGAGUACUUCCAGGACUUGUUCCAGUGGCAGGACAGACAAACUCUGCUGAAUGAGACAGGGAACUUUCUGAUUGAGAUCACCAAUGAGACUGUCUCCCUGGAUAUUCAACAACAGCUACUGCUCAUCAACGGCAGGUGGAAGGACCUGUUUGACUCUGUCAAAGACCAGGUAAAGGAGGGAGAAGUGAGCAAGAUGAACCGAGAAUACCAGACAGGAACCAAGCGGCUGACAGACUGGCUGACCAAGGCAGAGAAAGUUCUGAAGAAGCCAGUCCAGGUGACUUAUGUCUCCAUCAAGGAUUAUGUGCAGGACUUAGAGGACAUACAUGCAGAGAUACCUGCCCAAGAAAGUGCCAUCAAGGCUCUGUCCAAACUGGGACAGAUUCUGGUGAAAGAGACACCGCCAGACCAGGUCAAGACCAUGUUUGAGGCCCUGAAGGACAUCAAGGACAGAUUUCUCAAGGUGCGAGAGACUGUUCCUGUUGGAAUGAGGUUGUGCACAGAGAUGCAGGAGCCAUUGCAGGCCCUGGAACAUGGAUGCCUGGAGAUCACCCGCUGGCUGGACCAGGCAGAGAAACUUCUCCUGUCACACAAGGUGGAGGCUAGCUUGGAGCAGCUAGAGGAGAGGAUCAAGUCUCACCAGCAAUUCUUCAUCAGUCACAAGCAGAUCCGCUCCAAACUGGAGGCCAGGAACAAAGAGCUGAGUAAGGUGCUGAGUCUGUGCUCAGACAACAUGGACAAGUCCAUUGUGGAGAUACGGAUGACUGACAUCAUUACCAGGUUCCAGAACUGCAUGGACAUUGCAUCUGAGUGGGAGAAGAAACUGAACAGUGUCCUGCUGACCUGGAGGGAUUUCAGCAGGAGACAGGCAGAUGUGGACAAGAAGCUGAAGGAGGCAGUGGCUGUCCUAGGACAGAAAGGAACCCAGAUAGAUAAACUCAUUACAGGUCAUCUGGAUUUCUUCAAUGCUAUGGAUGAGACCAUCCCAAGAGAGUAUCUGACCGUAGCUGAGAAACACCUGCAGGAGAUGCCAGAGCCAACUCGCACACAGCAGCAGAGGAAGAUACAGGACACCCAGGACAGCUGGAAGGAUGUAACAGGAAAGGCGCCCAUCCGCCUGGCCAAGCUGCAGUUCCAAAAGCCGGAGACGAUGCUGAAGAAGAAGCUGGCAGAGACAGAGGCAGAACUGGCAGAAGAGAUCAAGCUGCUCAAUGCAAAACACAACCCUGAGAAACUGCUGGAUAGACAUAAGAAUUACUUUCACAAGGAGGGUGGAUUCUUCAGCAUCUGUGAAGAGUGCAAAUAUCUGAUGGAGAAUGCCACAAAGAAGAUGAAGGCCAUAAAUAAGGAUGACACAUCCCUGGAGGAUGCCUACACGGAGUAUAAGAUGAGAUAUGGAGAACUUCGUGCUGAGGUGGAGGUCAUCUACAAGAAGAUCCUGGAAAGACUUCAGCAAUGGAGCCAGUACAGAGAAAGGUUGAAAAUGUUCAGCCAGUGGCUGGAGAGUGAAGAGAAGUCCCUGAGAGAUCUGUCCAGCACAGUUCCCAGCAAAGAGGAGUUUGAAAUGUACAAGGCAAAACUGGAGACCCUGAUGAAGUACAAAGAGGCCCAUGCUGAUGAUGUCCAGUGGCUGACAACAACCCUGAAGACUCUGACAGGAGGCAGCCAGGAUCCUGAGGCUGCCUCUCACCAGAAGGAGCUGCAGGACCUUGUUCAACGGUACAAUAAACUGGACGGGUCCAUUCAAGAGGCAGGGGACAGGGUCCAGGAGGCUGAGCAGGCCGUGCAACAGGAGGAGCAACAUUUGACUAGUGAUGAACUAUCCAACAACAUUGGCUGUGAAGAAGGAACACUCCAAGAGGCCUUUGCAAUGAAGGAGACACUGAAUAGUGACAUUGAACUUAGUAGCCAACACUUGCAAACACCUCCGUCCUCCCCUCCUUCUCGUGCCUCGUCAACAAUGGAUGAAGUUUCUGAGACGGACUCAGACAGCCAAACAUGCCAGACACCUCCGUCCACACCUCCCAAGGAGAGCAGUCUUGGUGGUGCCCUGUGCAAGAUCACUUGGGAGGCAAAGGAUCCAAAAGCACAGGAGAAGGUCAAGUUCACCCAUGACGUGGGGCUGAUGGGUAUGUCUGGUGAUGGCGUACCUGGCGGGGAGUCCAGUGAAACGUCACCACCCCCAGCCCCGCUAGGACCUCGCCAGGUGAAAGUGUCCAUCACUGGAGGAAAGCUGAGAAGGUUGCCAGACGGAAGAUUUGUUUUCGAUAUCCCAGCAGUACCACCCCAAGUACAGCACAUGAUUAACUGUAGAAACCAGGCCAAUAGACAACAGGAGGACCGUCUGCUCGAGGAGUACAAACAGAAGAAGACAGCUGCACUACGUGAGAUGGACAACAUCAGGGAGGACAUAGAAGAGGCUUCCCAGAUGGGUGGGCUACAAACUGUAGGAGAGAAUGUGCAGUCACUCCAGUCUUUGAAACCUCAGCAGAAGAAGCUGGCAUCACAGCUGGCCAGUCUGGAGUCCAUGUUGUCUCAGAUGUCAGCCAUGCCUGGAGUUGGAGACAAGGCUGCGUGGGAUAAAGAAGCAGCAGAGCUGAAGCAGAGAUGUGCCACCCUGCAACAGGACCUGCAGGACAACCUCACAGCCAUGGAGAACUUACAGGUGAGGUGGGAAGACUUCUAUGCCAAGUUAGACCGGUUUAACAGCUGGAUUCAGACAUCAGGUGCCAAACUGGCCAAGGUAGAACAUGCCACAGACAGCCCUGAGGUGCUGUUUGACAAGGCCAAGGGCAUCUGCAGUGAGAUCUUUGACAAGUAUGAAGACCUGGAAACCCUUGAGAAAGAAGGUCAGAACUUGAUCCCAGAUGCAACUGAUGCAGAAACACUGGCUGUCAAGACCAAGCUGCAGGAAGCUGGCAAGCAGUGGGAGAUGCUUUGCACCAGGGCAAAGGCUCUUAACACUAAGGUGAAGGAGAAUGUUAGUCACUGGCAGGCAUAUCAGGGCUAUCUCCAGCAGCUGUUGCCAUGGCUGGAACAAGCCGAGCGCUCACUCAGACAACAGCUGCCUAAAUCUGCCUCCAGCACACAGGCAGAGGAACAUGUCAGGCAACAGCAGGUGUUCUCCAGAGACCUUGAGGAGCACAGGUCUGUCCUUGAUGCAGCCGUGGCUGAGUCUGAGCAGAUCAUCAGUAAGCCUCACCUGGGGGAGGAGGUGGAGGACAUCCAGAACAGGUUCACACAGGUUGAAGACUUGUCCAAUGACAGAACUGCAGAGCUGUCUUCCUUCCGUGACAAGUGGAAGGAAUAUGAGACUGACGUCAGCUCCUUCCUGAAGUGGCUGGAGAAGUGUGAAAGCCUGUUAAAGGGUCAUGUGGACCCAGCAGACACACAGAAGCACCAGGCUUACAUACACACCAUGAAGACCCUGCAAGAUGAAGUGGGUGCCAUGAAACUCCAGGACAGUGUUGCAAAUGUGAAGCCCUCAUUCAUGGACCUACUGGAAGCUAACAGCAGUCUGAGGGAAAUUGCCAAUCCGCAAGGGACUAAAACUCUGCAGACACAGAGAGUGGACCUGGAGAAACGCUUCCAUGCUCUGGAGACCACCAUCGAGCAGAAGAUCAGGCAGGCUGAAGGGCUGGGGGAGAGAUGGACACAUCUGUACUCCCAGUUGGACGAGUUUACAGCACUGUUACACAGCACUGACAGCAAGCUUACAUCAACAUCCGAGCCACAGGGAGCACCUGAGGAUGAGCUGAAAAGGGCAAAGGCUGUCAGUGCUGCUGUGCAAGAGAUGUCCAAACCUUUAGCUGCUCUGGAGAAUGAAGGUCAAACUCUGCUGAAGGACUCAGACUCCUCCCAUAACUCCACUGUCAAACUGAAGCUGACAAGUGCCAGAAAACAGUGGGAUGAUCUGUGCAGUAAGGUUAAAGCAAGGGAGGAGGAGGUAUCUGCAAACCUGAGCCAUUGGCAGCAGUACCGCAGGGCCCUGGACGAGUUUAUGGCCUGGCUGAAGGAAACUGAAGGCAUGAUGUUGGAGGACCUGGCAAAGUGUAGCUGUUCUGCUGAUGUGCAGGAAUGUGUUGAACAACAUGAGGACUAUUCAAGCUUGGAGGAUGUGGAGCAGUUGUUAUCCUCUCAUGAGAACUGUAAAUCUGUGGUACAAAAGAAGCAGGAGCAGCUGGCUCAGGCAGACACCUGCUGGAAGGCCUUCCUGGAGAAGGAGGAGAAGGUUCUUCAACAGCUGGCAGCUUUGGAGGAGAAGUUACAGGUGCAUGGUGCAAUGGAACCAACCAACAAAAAUAUCAAGGCACAGCUUAAGGGCUGUGAGAAACUUCUAGAGGAGCUGAAAAGUUGCAAUCAAGACUUGACCUCACUGAAGAGCAGAGGUAGUGAGGUGACUUCACUGGACCCCAGGAAGGAUCCACUUGUACAGGAACACAUACAUAACACGACUGGCAAAGCUCAACAUGUCCAGGAGUUGCUGGGCCAGAGGCAGGCAUCCUGCCACAGCCUGUUGGAACUGUUUGCUCAGUACCAGAAGUGCAAGUCAGCUGUGGAUGAGAUGGUGCAGGGCAUCAGUCGCACAGCCUCUGUGGGAACAGGUCUGCUCAGAGAGGAGGAUGUCAGCAGACAACUUCGAAAAUUGGAGGAAGCUGAAUCCACCUUAACAAAGCAACAGGCCCUUCUGGAUGACUUGACUACAAACGGUAACCUUCUGAUGCGACAACUGAGGGCCACAGAACACUACAAACCCGAGGGUGUGAAGACAAGCCUGGAUGCAUCCAUUGAAAGCUGGCUGGACUUAGGCCAAAAAGUUCAGCAGCAGAAGGAGUCCCUGACCACCCAGCUGAAGCUGUGGGAAGAGAUCAAUGCAAGCACACAGGACUUUGACCAGUGGUUGGCAGGACCUGUGUCUGAGCUCAAGGCUGAAGUCACCAACUUUAAGGACAGUGGGAGAGUGAAGUCCAAACUAGAGCUGUUCCAGGAUGACCUUCACAACCAUGAGAAACAGUUUGAAAAUUUGAAGAAAAAGGUGUCAUCCCUGGAGAGCAUCUGUGGCAGGGAGUCAUCAGAUGUACACAACACACUGGACCACAUUUCAUCAGAGCUAAACAAGGCCAGGAAACUGGCUUCUGAUGGACAGGCAGUGCUGCAGGACUUCAGUGGACAACAGGAGGCACUGCAGAAGCAGGUGGAUGGUUUGCUAGCCUGGCUGCAGACAGUGGAACUGAAACUGUCAAAAUGUGAUGAUAACUCAGGUAGUGAUGCUCACAUCUCAGGCCUCAUCAAACAGUGCAAGGACAUAGCGGCAGAGCUGCAGUCACGACAAAGUGAUGUGGAGGCUGCCAGUGAAAAGUUGAAUGUCAUCUGCAGAAAGUACCAAUCCUCUGAUCUGGAGCCAUUGACACAAGGUGUGUCCAGUGUCAGAACAAGGUAUGAUUCUGCCUGCUCAUCAGCUGAAAAAGUGCAGGGACACCUGGAGCACACCCUGGAUCAGAGGUUUAAUACAACUGUGGAGGAUCUGCACACCUGGCUAAAUCCUUACAAGGAUACUGUGGCUGGAUGCACAGAGCCAACAGGAGAACAGGCAGAUAUUGAAAACAAACUACACCAGAUACAGGAUGUUUUGUCCAAGGUCAGUGCAGAGGAACACAAGCUGGUUGCUGCUGGACAACAAGGAAAGUGUCUUUCUGAUGUUUUGCCAUCAACAAGCACAGACAGCAUCUCUCACCAGCUCACCUCUGUUAGGCAGGAAUGGGAAACACUCAUCAACAUGGCAAAACGGUCCAAGGCAUCCCUGGAGGAAUCCCUGUUCCAACAUAAGGACUUUGAAGAGAAGCUGCAGAAGUUUGACAAAUGGCUGGAGGAAGUUGAAGCUACUGUAGGGACUGAGUUUUCACUGAAGGCUGACCUAGCCUUGAAGAAGUCACAGGCACAAAGAUUCCAGCAUAUUCAGCAGGAUGUGGCUGACCAUGCUGCUGCUCUGAGUGGCCUGAAGGAACAGGCACUAGAACUCGGUAACAAAGACAGCCAUGAUAACAACCUGGCCAGGAAAGUCAGCCUGCUGUCAGGACGGUACCAGGGCCUCACCAAUGCAGUCAAGGACAUCCUGAGCCAAUGUGGUCAACAGGUGAGCCAACAUGAGGAGUAUCAUCAAGGCUUACAGGAGGCUCAGGACUGGCUGGAAGGUUCAAAGGACCAGCUGACAUCACUGGCCAAGACAUCAGGCUCCAGGGAGCAGAUUGAGAAAAGACUGGCAGACGUGCAGCUGCUGCUGGCAUCUAAACAGCAGGGUGAGCUGAAGUUGAACAUGGCAGUGGGACUCGGUGAGAAAACCAUGCAGAAUACAGCCGCUGAAGGCAGGAGCAUCAUACAGCAGAAGCUGGAGUCUCUUAGGAAGGAUUGGCAGGCAUUCAGCAGUUCUGCUUCUGAGACCAAGGCUAGUCUGGAAAAUAGCCUCCUACAGUGGGGCAGCUACCAGGAGAGUUUGGAUCAGCUGACAAAUUGGCUGCAUCAGACAGAGUCUACUCUGGACAAAGACCUACCUCUUGUAGCUGACCUAAAAGAGAAGAGAGCUCAACUAAAUAAACAACAGGCCAUUCAUCAGGACAUAGUGACCCACCAGUCUCUGCUGGAGAAGGUGGUGGAGAAGGCUGGUCAGGUCACAUCAGACAGUGAUGUCAGUGACAUUAGGGAACACUAUGCAGAACUGCUAACUAAGGCACAGGAUCGUAUCAGCCACAUGGAAAGUGUAGUGUCAGACCACCAGCAGUACCAGGAAGCCAUGCAGUCCUUCCGAAUUUGGUUCAGCCCAGCACAGGAGGAGCUGCGUGGCUGUGCUGAGCCCUGCACUGAAAGAGCAGCCACUCAGACUAAGCUGAAGAAACUGCAGGAGCUGCGGUCCUAUGUCACGACUGGCAAGUCCAAGGUGGAACACCUGUCAUCCCUGGGUGACCAGACUCUGCUCAACACCUCCCAGCCAGGGGUCAAACACAUCCAGCUGGAGAUCAAAACAGCACACAGGGACAGAGAUGAGUUCUCCAGAGACAUCGGGAAACUCUCUGCUGACCUGGAGGUCUUAUUGGGAGAGUGGAAAAGGUAUGAGGAAAUGGAGAAAGAGCUAACAACAUGGCUGGCAAACAUGGAGUCAACCCUGAAGGCUGAGGUUCCCCUUGUGUCAACUGUACAAGAGAAGAAAGAACAACUUGCUAAGUACAAGUCUUACCAUGAUGAAGUGAUGAAGAGGAAGACUGCCAUAGAGGCCCUGAGUAAGCAGGCUACAGCAGUGAUGGGUCACCAGGCAGCAAAUGUCAGCUUGGGGUCACAGGUCACCAACAUCACUUCACACUUCCAGUCUCUCACCAUCAUCAGCAAGGAUCUGGUGAAAAAGCUGGACCAGACAGUGACAGAUCAUGAACAGUUUGAAGUGACCCUUAAGUCCACCUCACAUUGGAUCAGCCAGCUGAGUCAAGAGAUACAACGCUGUAAAUCAAACACAACACAACCACUGGAGACCAGGAUCAAAACUCUCAAGGACCUGGGAACUACAAUCCAAGACGGGAAAUCCAAACUGAAGGCAGCCUCAGACAAGACAGAGAAAGUCCUGUCCACUACAGCAGCCCAUGGCCACAAGCACAUCAUCCAGGAGGUGGAGAGGCUGAGGAAGGAGUACGAGCAACUUGAUACUUCCCUGCAGGAACUACAGACUUCAGUGGACUCAGAGGUCCAUCAGCAACAGGAGCAUGCCGAGGCUGUGGAAGUCUUCUCCACCUGGCUGAAGGACUUGGAGUCCAAACUGUCAGCUGAUGUGGAGGUGGGAGCACGGCUGGGAGAGAAGAAGUCACAAUUAGAGAAGUACCAGGCUCUUCAGUCAGAGGUGUUGCAGAAGCAGUCAGUCCUGGAUGACCUGAAACAGCAAGCGGCACAGCUGAAGGAGCGGGGAGGACAGGAGUCAGCCAGUCUGGGCCAGCUGGAGAGGAGGUUCACCAUCAUCAUCACCAGGCUGGAGGAGAUCAUCACCAUGUUUGUCAAGGUCACCACAACGCAUACGGAGUAUCAGGGCAAGGUGCAGGAAGCAGAGAAGUGGCUGAUGCUGAUGUCCAAUAAAGUGAUGUCAGAAGGCAGCAGUCAGCCAGCCAGCCUGGAGAGGGCACAGCAGGAGCACCAGCAGCACAAGGCUGUGAUGCAGGAGGUAGAGGCUUUCCAGUCUAACAUAGACAGCAUCAGAGACACCGGCAAACAGCUUACCUCACCUCACAUCCCCAUGGCCGAUGUAGCCAGGGCCAAACUCAAGAAAAAGGUCUCCUCUCAGGUAGAUACUCUACAGUCCAGCUAUAGUUCUGUGAAGACUGCAGGUCAACAGGUGCAGCAACAGCUGGAUGCUGCUGUUCUAAAACAUGAGCAGCUACAGGAGUCUUUACAGGCUGCAGAUGAGUGGCUAAAGGAAGCUAUAACUGCUGUACAAGGGCAAGAGCCAAGCCAUGCUUCAAGUCUGGAGGAAGCCCAGAAAAUACUUGCAGAGCAAAAGGUCAUGCUUGAGAAGACAAAGGCAACAGAAUCCUCCAUAUCUGCUCUGUCAGAAGACACUGGUGAUUACACAGAUGGCAGCACUCCUCUGCAGGGCAGGCUGGAAGAAGCAACAGAACAGCUGCAGCACAGGGUUACAGUAGCCUCUGACCUGGUGACUGAGUGGGAGGGGCUGGAGAAGACCAAGGGCAAGCUUCACUCCUUCCUGCAGGAGGCAGAGAAAAACCUCACUCAGCUGAAGGGAAAACCAGCUGAACUCAGCAUCAAUAGAGCAAAGAUACAGUCCAGUCAAAUACAGGAACUGGCAGAGGAGGUGAAAUCAAAGGAGACCUUUUUGAAAGCUCUUGAGCAGAAAUUCAUCAGCCUUUCAGGAGACACUCCUGAUGUCAAAGAUCCAGUGAUUUCAGAACUGGCAGAACAGUUGGAUCAACUGUGUACCAACACAGCAGCCCUCCAGGCCCAGAGAGAUGGUGAACUGAAGGCAGCAGAGGAAUACCAGGAUGCCCGGGAACAGCUGAGCUCCCAGCUAGACCAGUACCAGGCCAACCUGGCACAGCUGGACCAGGACAGGGACAGCAGCACUCCUGUCAGGCUGGACAAGGCCAAGCAUCUGGUGGCAGACCUAGAGCACCAUAAAGUUACCAUUGAGGAGCUGAGAGCCCGGGGGAAGGACAUGUCGGCAGCACUGACAGUCAAUGAUCAAAAACUACUGCAAGACCAUGUCAGCAUUCUGGAAGAGCACCUUGGACGACUGCUGAAGGUUGCCCAAUCCCAGCAGUCCCAGCUGCAGACAGCCCUGGAACACUUCAGUGGUGCCCAGUUCCAGACUGCAGGCACCCAGACAUGGCUGCAGACCAUGCAGGGGAGGGUCGCAGCACCAGUGGUGCUCAAACUGGAUGUGCAAGAAGCACAAAAACAGCUGGAGCAGUACUCUGGCCUAUGUAAGGAGAUAGAUGAAAGAAAGGACAGCCUGGCCUCCAUGCAAACCUUUGUUGAGGAACUCUUGCCAAAUCUGGGCAAGGCAGAGAGAAAAGACCUGGAGGACAAACUGCAGAGUAUCCAGCAACAGUACACUCAGUUGGAGAAGGAUGCCAAGGGGCGGCGGCAGGCGCUGGGAAAAGGCGUUUCUGAGCGGCGGGAGCUUCUGUCAGAGCUGGAGCAGUGCCAAACAUGGCUGGAACAGACGGACAAGAAGGUGCAAACCCUGGUGGAGGAUCCCGUCGCUCUACAGCCCCACGGUGUGCAGAAACAGAUUAAUUCCUGCAAGGCUUUACAGAAUGUAGUCUCCUUGUAUCAACCCAACAUAGCAGAAGUCAACAACAAAGCACAAAAUCUGCUGGGUGACCUUGAUGAGGAUGACAAGGUCAAGCUGGACAGUGCUCUUGAAGGUCUGCAAGAAGGUAAUGAUAACCUUCAGGACAAGCUGACCACAUGGCUGGUCAGACUGGAGAGUGCCCUACAGGACAGGGAGACCUUCCAGGCUGACCUGGACAGCUGUAGCCAGUGGUUGAAGCAAGCAGACAUUGCAACCUUCCCAGAGGUCAAGCUUGAUGCAGCCCUGCAGGAAUUGGAAACCCAGCUAGAUAAACAUCAGCAUAUCAGCAAGGAGGCCGGCAUGUAUGAUGAGAUGCUAAACCGUCUGCAACAGCAAGGUGGUGCUAUGGAGGCCCAGCUCAACCCACAGGAUGCAACCAUCCUCAGGGAGAAGCUAGUGGCUGUGGAGCAGCAGUUUAAGCGGUAUGUUGGAAGACACCUGUAG